AAUGUACUCCAAAAGAGCACGACCCAAAAUACAAAAACCUUUUCAUAUUGGAAUCGGGUUAGUGGGUCUGUGCUUCCUCUUAGCUAGAAAAUUUAAAAUAAAGAAAAAACAGAGAAAAUAAAGAGAGGAAAGCAACCCAGAAACCAAUCUCUCAUGAUUCUCAUCCCCACCUAGCCACUCUCUCUUCGAUCUCUCUCUAUAUAGUUAGUUUAUGCCUUCAUGACAAAAACCAAAAGCAAGAUUCGAGUCUCUGUUAUCAUCGAUGAGGAUGUGCGACAGGAUAGAUAAAGAGGUAGAAGACAAGAGCAGAGAUGCUGAACAACCAUCCGUAUGAUAGUCACUGGUAAUAACCAAAUCAUGUUCUUUACUAGAUGGGCUUCCGAUCUCCCCUGGCGUCUCCUCCUCCUAAUCCUCCCUCCCCUCUCUUUCAUCGCCUUUCUUUAUCUCUCCACCACCACCACCACCACCACCACCAACUCCUACUCUUCUUUUGCCCCUCUAACAUUCUUCCUUCCUGAUCGCAACCCUCAAUCUCCGUCUAUUCCCUCUAUCACCGUCCCCAGUAAUAAAUCGCCGGAGAAUCGAUCGCUGGCGAAGAAGAAGGAGGAUUUGAAGCGGUCGAGAAUUGCUAUCUGCCUUGUGGGUGGGGCGAGGAGGUUCGAACUCACGGGACCAUCCAUCAUCCAGAACCUGUUGAUGGUUUACCCGAAUUCAGAUGUUUUCCUGCACAGUCCCUUGGACCGCGACUCCUUCAAGUUGUCUCUCCUCAAGGACGCACCCAGGCUGGCUUCCGUUAGAAUCUUCGAGCCCAAACCUUUACCAGAGACCGACUCACAACUCCAAGUUCUCACUGCGCACAACUCCCCCAACGGCAUACAGGGUCUGCUGCAAUACUUCAACCUUGUGGAGGGAUGCUUCACAAUGAUCAAAACGUAUCAAAUGCAAAACAAUUUCACCUAUGACUGGAUAGUCCGUACCCGGGUGGACGGCUACUGGUCCGCCCCGCUCCAGCCCGAAAACUUCGUACCCGGCCGCUACCUGGUUCCCCCCGGCUCCAGCUAUGGUGGACUCAACGACCGUCUCGGCAUCGGCGACCUCAACACCUCCAUCGUUGCCCUCUCCCGCCUGUCCCUCAUCCCCGGCCUCAACUCUGCCGGCUUCACCCAACUCAACUCUGAGGCUGCCUUCAAAGCCCAACUCACCACUCAAGGCGUCCCCUACUUCACCAACCGCCUACCAUUCUGCGUCGUCACCGACCGCCAAUACUCGUUCCCCCCCGGCCGCUACGGAGUUCCCGUCGCUUCCAUCUCCAGUCCGGGCCCGCUCAGCGGGGCCAAGUGCAGGCCCUGCACACCUGUCUGUGCCGGGCCUUGCGUCGCCAACGUUAUGGGCACUCUUGACCGGGGCUGGAGUUGGACCGAUUGGUCCGGCGGGAGUCUUCAGCUCUGCGACGCCCACGCCGAGUGGGAGUCUGGGUGGGAGAAGAUCUUCGACCAUGCUGCCGGUAAGAAACUCGCCGCAGCUAGAAAGAGAGUUGGAUCGUUAAGCUUGGCGGAUUGUGUUGGUCGUUUCGAAGGGAUGAAAAGACGGACCGUCAAUUGGGAAGCUCCGCCGGCGACGGAGAUCUGUACAUUAGGUGGUCGGAGUCGGAAAUAAACAUACAGGUAUCGAGACAAACACGUAACCAAAAUGCACAGUGUACGAGACAUCGACAAUUUUGUAGAAAAAUUCUUUUUUCCCCAUUUCUUUCCUAUACAUGUCUGUGUUUUGUAGUUGGUCUUAUUCCUUUUGUUACAGUGUAAUGAUAGAAUGACAUGGAAAUUUACCUAAACGCAUCCAUCAUGUAUUUUUUUUUUAUCUGAAGGACAAAGUUAUUGACUUUGUUCCAUAAUGUAAGCAAAAUAGAGCUUUGAGCAAUUCAAUCUAUUAGGCCUAUACAUGAGCGUGGACAAAAUUAUAUCA
Messenger RNA from Nelumbo nucifera (sacred lotus), 1962 nucleotides. RefSeq lists its product as uncharacterized. The record is from RefSeq and is a predicted model, not a curated record. NCBI's taxonomy places the organism in Eukaryota, Viridiplantae, Streptophyta, Magnoliopsida, Proteales, Nelumbonaceae.